Messenger RNA from Rotaria sp. Silwood1, 906 nucleotides. Lineage: Eukaryota; Metazoa; Rotifera; Eurotatoria; Philodinida; Philodinidae. The record is from the annotation of a GenBank genome assembly.
AUGGUUGUUGAACUGACUUCUUCGACAACAUAUUCAUGUAGUUCAAGUUCUUCGUGUGGUUGUUCAACCAAUUCAGCAACAUUAGCACGUAUUGUUGGAGGAGAAGCAGCUGCUUCGCAGACUUGGGGCUGGGCUGUGUCGCUAAAGAUUGGAGGUUCGUUAUGUGGUGGAUCAAUCAUUUCAGCUUCAUGGGUUCUUACAGCUGCUCAUUGUGUUUCGGGAGCUAGCGCCAGCCAAAUCACUGUUUACGCUGGUUCCACCUCAAGAUUGACCGGCACUCAGAAUCGAUCAGUGUCCUCAGUCACAUCCCAUCCAAGCUACAAUGCGGCUACCUUUGUCAAUGACAUCGCUCUUCUUCUACUGUCGACUCCAUUGAAUAUGACUGAUCCAGCUGUCAGUACUAUUUGUCUUCCAUCUGUUAGUUCUGCCACAUUAUCAGCUGGUGAAUGGCCUCCGGCUGGAACAACAGUGGUGGCCGUGGGUUGGGGCCGAUUGAGUGAAGGUGGAUCCAUAUCAUCGACACUUCAGCAAGUGACAAUGCAAACGGUUGAUCGUCAAUCAUCAACAUAUACGUGCCAAGGCGAUUCCGGUGGUCCUCUGAUGGCAUUCACAUCGAACAAUCAGUGGGUCCUAGUCGGUGCGACAAGUAGUGGCAUUGGUUGCGCUCAAGCCAAUUAUGCUGGUAGUUAUACGCGUGUAGCGGCAUAUCAGUCUUGGAUAUCCACGACUACCGUUGGUCAAUAUACCAGUUCAACAUCAUCAAGUUUGAUCUCGUCAACAACAGAAAUCGAUUUAACGGCCAAAUGUGCAGCACCUGCUCACUUUCGAUCGACUCUAUCCCUUGAACUGGUUUCCGCUCUAUUAUUUCUUUAUAUCAUAGAAUCACUCCGUAAUCAAUUGACAUGA